UGCCGCAAGCGCCGCCCAGGCCGGGCUGCGAUUGCUGGUGACGUCAGUCUGCGCCCUGAGCCGUGACGUCAUGUCUCUCGUGCCGCAAGCGCCGCCCAGGCCGGGCUGCGAUUGCUGGUGACGUCAUCGCGCGGCUGGGGGACUCCGAAGGCCCCGGCCGCUCCGGCCGCCUAUAAAGGGGCCCGCUCCCUAUUCAGAGACACCAACAAAGAGACAGCGACACACAGACACACACUGAGACACACACUGAGACACACACUGAGACACACACUGAGACACACACUGAGACACACACUGAGACACACACUGAGACACACACAGACACCGAGACACACACAGAGACCACGGGUGGUCGCAGCCGGUCACCAAACAACAACAACAGACGCCGCCAUUCGCUUGCCAAGCGGCGGCGACUUCACCGCCGGGGGUCUCGUGCCAGGCUCGGUGCGCCUGAGAGCCUCACGCCAAGGCGGGACACGGGGCGGGCCGUGGGGGUCGGGCGCCGUCACGAGUAGGUCCGCCCGUGGCCUCGGGUGACCCCGUGGCCUCGGGUGACCCCGCGCCGCCGCCGCCGCGAGGUCGCCCCGCGCGAGUCCGGAGCGGAGCCGGCCCCGUCCGGCCGCGCUGAGACCGCUCGUGCUGGGGCCCGUCGCCGCUGGGCCGGUCGGGAACCAGCCCGGCCGCGCCUUCGACCCAACCGGCCGCCUCGGGGACGAUGCGGAGCCGCCACAUCGCCGAGUGGCGGCGGCGGCGAGAGAAGAGCGGAGGACGCUCGGAGGAGGAGGUCGAGCGGAGGAGAGCGGCGGCGGCAGCUGGUGGAGGAGGAGGAGGAGGAAGCCUCCUUCGCUGUACCUCGCGGCGUCUGAGGAAGAGGCGGACACGGGAGACGAGGAGGGCGCUUGGGGCGACCCUCGUGCCCCCGCCAUGGCCGAGCCGGUCACGCUGAACGUGGGCGGCACGGUGUACACCACGAGCCUGGACACGCUGACGCGCUUCCCCGACAGCAUGCUCGCCGCCAUGUUCAGCGGCAAGAUGCCCACGGCGCAGGACGCGCACGGCCGCUUCUUCAUCGACCGCGACGGGAAGAUCUUCCGUCACGUCCUCAACUUCCUGCGCACCUCACGCCUCGACCUGCCCGCCGGCUUCGGCGAGACGGAGCUGCUGAGGCGCGAGGCGGACUUCUACCAGAUCGGGCCUCUCGCGGACGCGCUGCGCGGACGCUCCGGGUCGCCGUGGGCCUCCGAGGGGGGCGGCCUCCUCGGGGGGGGCCCCGGCCGCGGCAACGCGCUGCUGCACGUGGACACGGCGCGCCGCGCGCUCAGCGUGCACUACACGGUGCGCGAGGCGCCGCAGGUCUACACGCUGGUGGCGCGCAGCCUCGAGGUCUUCACCACCAACAUCUUCUGCACGGCGCCCACCUUCUUCAAGGUGCUGCGCGCCCACCUGCGCGUGUGCGCUCGCGUCGGCACCGGCGGCGACGACGACGACGACGAGGAGGAGGACGGUGCCGACGACGACGACGAGGAGGAGGAGGACGACGGUGACGAGGGCGGUGGCCGACGCGUGACGAUCGACGGGGCCGCGUCGCGGAGUGACGACGCCACCGCCGCCCCCUCGUCCACCGCCGCCACGUCCUCCACCACCGCCACGUCCUCGUCGUCCUCCUCCGUCAAGUCGGAGCGCGGCUCCGCGCCCCCGCGGCGCUACCACAUGCGCCUCCAGUGGGUGUCCCCGGGGGACACGAGGGGGCUGCCCGCGCGGGAGUUCUCGCGCCUGGGCCUCGCCAGGCUGCGCAGCACGGCGGGCGGCGGCCCCCCGCGCCCCGUGGACAGCGUCCGCGCCCUCACCGAGGAGGUGAUGCAGCUGGCGCUGCGGGCCGGCUUCUGCCUGGACGCCGCCUUCCCGGAGCCCGCGGACCUCCUCAACAGCACCACGCUCAGAUUCGUGCGCUACUGCUGAUGGGUGUGCAGGUGGUCGUGGCUUCGGUCGCGACCCUGACGCGCGAUGCCUCUUGUUGUUGUUGUUGUGCGUUUCGAGUUUGCGUGUUCUGCCUCGCUCCCUCGCUCCUCGCUCUCGAUCCACGUGGUCGCGGAAAUCGGUCAGGUGGAGCUCCAAUAUUUAAUUUGUCUCGCACGGUCGCACCUUAGGCGAUUAUAUGUCGCGGCUUAUCUUGCCUAAUCACAUUAUCAUCACACACAGGUUGUUGUUCUUUUACACUGUUGUUGAAACCAUCUCAUGGCGGUCGUCAAGGGGGCCAAGGCACCCCCCACGCUCGUUCCGCUACUGGCUGGAACAGGAGGUCGUGGGUUCGAUCCCCACCCUGACGAUGCCUGCUGUAUAUUUGGAGUUUGCGUGUCUCUCUCUCUCCCCGUGGUCGCGUGGAUUUUUCUCCGGGUCUCCCGGGUUUUCCUCGCCACAUUCGGAAUCGACAUAACGCGUUUCGAGUGUCUGCUACAUAUUUCCAUGCAAUAGGCCACGUGGUUGAACUAUCAAUGUGUGAGAGCAGGUUGCUGCUGAAAACAGCUGUAUAGCUCGGUGGGCCUUACCUGGUAACAUACAAAUAGAUUUUAAUAGUUUAAUAGAGUGCGUGCGUCCGACUGCCUUGAGCCAUGUCCCGGGCCUCCCCUAGGUCGACUGGGCUAGAAAUUGGUACCUGGUGCUGCGGUGUGUAAACAUCGCCACUGGGGAGACAAAGGUGGCCGGGCGUGGUUCUGCUUCCCACCCACACCCUCGUGUGCCGUGCCGGCCUUCAUAGGUGCUGCUCGUUAACAGCAUUUGCCCCGACAGUCGAAGGUUACACGGGGAGGUCCGUCUUUGACGACAUACACAGGCUCGGCUCAAGCGGUCCACUCGCGGGUUAUUCAUCGAUUCGUAGAUGAACUGUAACCACAGAUGUGUAUCUCUCCUCUUUUCGCGAUGUGUACCAGACGUGGUAGUAGAGGAUGUGUACCACACGUGGUAGUACAGGAUGUUAAGGUUUACGCGUGAACUUCUGUAAACCCAUUAGCGGGCUGCUAUGUUCAGCUCUUUUUGAAACGAAAUAUAAUUGACUAUUUAAAUCGGAGGGUGUGUGUGUUUGUGGCUAAGUUGUGAUUAUACACGCGGUGUAAUUCACACGCUCAUCCGCUGGGCAUUUACGCGCAUCACCACCACGACCCGAAGCGGGUGUUGUGACAAUCGUUGCCAUGGUCUAGCUAGCAUAGCAUUUAAUAUAAUGGGAUAGAUAAGGGCGCAGCCCUGAUUUACUUGCUCUCACGACUGCUGGCAGAAGGACUUCUUACUCGCAGAAGCUCCUCCAGCUGGUAUUUGGUCUACUCUUCCACAUUGGCCAGUUACGUCUUCGCAGAGGUGUGAGUUGCCUCCACUUUACCCCCCCCCCCCGCCCCCACAAACGAAACCUGCCAACGGACGGACAAUUGCUGAGAGGGAUUCAAGAGGCGAAAUCCACAUUGUCUCCAGUGCCGCGCCGGGAGAUCGGAUGGAAUCGAACCGGCGGCUCCUGGAUUGCGAAGAACGGUGAAGCUGAUCCCUAACUCCACAGCAGAAGCGGGUUCCUGCAAUAACCACCGCCAUCGUGAUGUCGUUUAUUUAUCCAGACUCGCCUAGCCUAAAGACCCUGACAUGGAGUGACAUUGGCUACUCCACACAUGUCUGGGACGAUGCCGCAUCUCAAGCAAAAACGGGGGGGGGGACGUGUGGUUUUUAGUUUGAGUGUGGGGGGAGGACUUGCCACACCUUCGAGAGGGAAAUCACGUCAUUCCGAAGCCCAAGGGACCAACUUCAAACUCUACAAAACUCGAGUUGGCAAAACAACAUUGCUGCUGUCACUUACUGCAUGCAGGUGCCGUAGCGAGGGGCAGGGUGGGAAGGGAAGAGCGGCCGCCCGCCUGCCCCUGGGGACGCUGCGGUAACGAUGAAAUCGGACCGACGGAAUCAUCGAUCUUUGCUGAUAUUAGCCAAUCAAAUAAAGGUCGUGUCGCAUCAUUACUCGGUCGAUGGAUCGAUUGCCAAUGAAUUGACAACAGUGAUUAACCCGUAAAUUGAUUAACCCGUAAAUUAAGAUUAACCCUGAAUCGACUGAAGUGGGACUCGAUUCAAUUAAUCUCGAUCAACGAAUCCGCGUGGGCAAACCUCCGAUCGGUGAUCUUGUGUUGUACGAUUUCAUCGCCCCUCGCCGUUCGCGAACUCGGUGGACCAAACAAAGCGAGCCGUGGCAGGGUGGUGGUUCUCGUAUAAAAAAAAAACAUUUUGGAGGCGGCGGUGCCGGCCCCUCGGCAGUACCCGAAAGCUCAACAGCUGCGCGAACUGGCGUGGGGAUAGGCGCCACGGCAGCACCCUAAGCCGCCCAGUGGUUCUUCUUAACCUGGUGGUGUGAGAUGCCCUUUCUGGGGAUCGCGAGACGUGGGCAGGUUUUUUUUUAAAGAAGGUCAAUAAUCGAAAACACAAAUUCAGCACGGGACACGUACUUUGUUUCAUCAAACCCUAUGUAUUUAUUAACAUCGCACAUGUUUUAACGAUUGAGAACAAAAUGUGUGCAGGCUGCAGUAAAGGUUAAGAACCGCUGCCUUAAGCUCCCCGAGUCGAUGUUGUUUUGUGUUCUAAGAGGUUGUGUGUGUGUGUAGA
Molecule: messenger RNA, 4623 nt
Organism: Lethenteron reissneri (Far Eastern brook lamprey)
Lineage: Eukaryota; Metazoa; Chordata; Hyperoartia; Petromyzontiformes; Petromyzontidae
Biological process (GO): protein homooligomerization
Molecular function (GO): protein binding
Source: RefSeq, a predicted model, not a curated record